AUGACCGUGGGGAACCGGGAAUGUGGGAUCCUCUUUGCAGACAUGCCCCGUCCGAAAGCUGCCCCCAACCCUGGAUGUUGCCUUCAUCCCCCUCUCUCUGUUCCCACCACAGCGCGGCAGAAGGAGGAACCUGCCCCCCAGCCCAGCCUGGGGGAGCUCUCGGCCUCUGACAUCACCCACAACUCCACCCGGCUCUCCUGGACCGUCCAGGCCGGGGACUUCGACUCCUUCCUCCUCCAGUACAAGGACGCGGAGGGCAAACCCCAGGCGCUGCCCGUGGACGGGGGAUCCCGCACAGUCACAGUAACCAACCUGACCCCCUCCCACAGAUACAAGUUCAACCUUUACGGCGUCUCCGGCCGCAAGCGCCUCGGCCCCGUCUCCACCGACGCCGUCACAGCCGUGGUGCCGUGGGGGGAGGAGGUACCCACCGCCCAGCCCAGACUGGGGAAGCUUUCGGCCUCUGACGUCACCCACAAUUCCACCCUGCUCUCCUGGACCGUCCAGGCCGGGAACUUUGACUCCUUCCUCCUGCAGUACAAGGACGCGGAGGGCAAACUCCAGGCGCUGCCCGUGGACGGGGGAUCCCGCACAGUCACAGUAACCAACCUGGCCCCCUCCCAAACAUACAAGUUCAACCUCUACGGCAUUUCCAGCCGCAAGCGCCUCGGCCCCAUCUCCACCGACACCGUCACAGGAGCUUGGGGGUCCCAGAUGCUGCUUCCAGCCCAUGUUCCUCUGUCCUGCUUGUCUGAGUCUGCCCCAGUCCCCCUUCCUUGGACUGUCCAUGGACCUCUUUAUGGUGCCUCCCCAUGA
This is a messenger RNA of Terrapene triunguis (Three-toed box turtle), 816 nucleotides long. RefSeq names its product tenascin-X-like. The transcript has 4 exons. The record is from RefSeq and is a predicted model, not a curated record. Gene Ontology annotation, molecular function: protein binding. NCBI's taxonomy places the organism in Eukaryota, Metazoa, Chordata, Testudines, Emydidae. The coding region runs from base 1 to 816 and encodes 271 amino acids.